CUUCACGCUGCCACAACCACAACCCGUUAACGCCACGUGAUGGUUCCUCACGCCUCGAGGCUUUUCGAAACAAAAUUACCCAGCGACCAAGACUGCAGAUAGAGCCUCGGCACGUACGAAAAUCCAUUUCGCCACCCACUUAUUCACCCAUACCUCCCAUCUCUCUCCGGCUCGCAGGUGGAAGACUGAGGAAAUCCGACUGAAGCAAUCUCUUCUCUGCGUGUGGUGGAGCGAAGAACUUUUGAUGCCUCCAGCAAUCAGAGAUUGUCACACGUGUAACCGAAGGCGCAUACGCUGCGAUCGAGCUGUACCAUCGUGUAAAAAGUGUGCCCAGAAAGGCAUCGUCUGCCCAGGGUUUGGCACCCGGUUUCGGUGGACUAUUUCAACGACGCACCAUGGCGAACUUCAGGUUCUGGAACGAUUUCGGUCCUCACGGAAGACGACGAUGACGAAGAAGAUUCCACAUCCCUGUAGCAAAGCAGAGUCCGUCAAAUUUGUGCCAGAGCCAUCCGUUUUAGACCCGAGGUUGGGCGAGAGGGAACUUUCUCUAAAUUCACCCAUUUCUCGAAUGCUGGCUCACUAUGCAAACAGCAUCGCCACGAUGAUGGUGUGGAUCGACUCUGAACAGAAUGAAUACAGGAAAAUCAUCGUUCCCUUGGCCAAAGUUCAGGAAACGCUGAUGCUUUCAAUCUUGGCUGUAGUUUCCACGCACCGGCCUGGUACACUGCCGACCAAGAUCGGGCCGCCUGGAGACGUUUCCGAAACAGCCGUGUUGCAGAUCACUGAACGGCUCAGGUCGAUGGCUAGGGAUGCUAUGGUCCGUGACUGUGAACAGCACGAAGCUUUCAUCGCCGCAGCUCUCAUUUUGUCUAACUAUGCCCUAUUGAAUUCGGAACUUUCGGUCGCAUGGAUCCAUCUCAACGCCGUUCGAGUUUUGAUCAGGACAGCCGCAUUAAGCACGGCCUCUAACGCAAAACUGUUCUCCUUCCUCAAAAACCAAGCUGCAGCGUUCGAUGUGCUCGCCUGCACGGCUACGUUUGAUCCGGCCAAGAUCGAAGGCGUCAUCCUACCCGAGAUCCACAACGACAACGUCAUGUUUGGGCUCUUCUUACUGACGCUGCAGGGGAUCACAAGUCGUCAUUUGUCACAAGAGGCAGCUAUUGGUAGCUUAGAGUCCUUGACCACCAUCAGUGAGGUUGAAAACCAACUCGAGCUGGCACGUGCCUCAACACUGCGGGCAGCAGAAUCCUUGUCAUCGUCAUCAUCUAAGGUCUUUUCUAGCAAGCUCAUCGAGGAUGACUUUGUACGCAUGGUCCAGGUGUACCAUCAUGCCGGAGUUUUAUACGCUCAUCUACGUCUGACAAGGGUUCGUGACCCUGUAGGGAUAGAAUAUCACUCCUCCAGGCUCUUUCAAACCCUCGAUAGCUUUGAAGAUUACCGCGCAACUUGCCAUAAUUUAGCAUGGCCACUCUUCAUUGCCGGAAUCUGCUGUUGGCCUAACAUCGACAGAAUGAAAAGCACCCGAAAACUCACACAGAUCGUGGCAGAGAACACACAGUUUGGACACUACGGCAGUAUUGUACGCUUCCACCAGUGCCUUUGGGAAAGCCCACACCUGGACUGGAUCAACCUGGCGACGGAUUGGGAGAGCAGAGGGACACCGCUAAUCCCAGUAUAGUUCGAGAUGUUUGGAGAUUUUUUUCCACGGAAAGGAUUCUUUUAAUAUCGUUGCCGACCGACGAGCUUUGAUCGAUGAUUCCCGCUCAUUGUCGGAAAUCCUCGUGUCGCUCAAGAUGUACACAUAGUGAGGUAGCCGCACGUGAACCUGACUUGUUUCAUCGUACUUACGACCUCGGACUACGAUUCUCUUUCGACUGCCUUUCUCUCUUCGACGAGCAAAUCAAGCAAUGGACCCACUGGCACAUCCUGUCGAUCUAGCAGAAUUUCUAUUAUCCUCAACCCCCCGUCAGUCCUGUCCUCCAUUGCUUCAAGCACGUUCUGCAAGUCUUCCCAGGUCAGAGCGGUGGCUGUAAAGACGUCUUGGUCAGCGCCGAAAAAGUGAGGCGCUUGCGGAUACCGCCAACGGCCGAUGUCAUUGUACGUUUUGUUCAAGCCGUGGAUGCAUCGUUCAAUUGUGUACCCGUCAUUGUUGAUCAGGAAGACUGUGACGUCCAAUCUUUCGCGUAUGAUGGUGCCUAGUUCUUGAAUUGUCAUCUGGAGGCUCCCAUCGCCGAUGAAGACCAUAGUGCGCGCUUGGUCGAGGCCAUGGUAGUCAGAAGAACCUAUCAAGUCCCUCUGAGCCAGAGCAGCACCUUGCGCUGCUGGGAGCAUGUAUCCUAUCGACAACCACGUGGUGGGGGCGAAGACACGCGAGUAACGUGGCAGUCGAAACUCUUGAACACCAUAGCCUGCGGUCCCAGUUUCACCCAUGACAAUGUCUCCUGGGCGAAUGAGGUUCGCCAGAAAUCUCCACAGUCGGUCUUGUUUGAUGGCAUCUUUGCUAUGGACGGAAGAAAACGCAGAGAGUGUCGUGUCAUUUCCACAAGCCAUGUCAAUGUCAUAUGUGCCGCCAGUUUUGAACUUCAAGGCACUCAACUGUUGUCUCAAUUGAGACACCGCAAUUCUGGCUGGCACGUCUCGAAAGACCCGCUCACCACUUCGUACUUCAGUGUCGGUAAAGCUGAUUGUGACCGUCUUAGGAGGGAUACUAGUAUAGUCAAAGGUGUUGGUGGAGCUAUAGUGAGGACCGAAGCACAGAACCAAGUCCGAACUGUCCACGAAAGCUUUCGCCCUGGGGUCGUAGCUCCCUCAAUACACGCCAUAGACGUUGGGGGCCGUCUCGUCCACAAGGCCUUUUCCAAAUGUGGUGACCCACGUGGGCCAAUUUGUAAAUUCAACAAUACUCUGAACAUCUUCGGUGAUGCCAAGUGCUCUGGUCUCGCCAUCAACGAGAAUGACCGGCUGUUUGGCGGACUGGAUUUUCUCCAGAACCAUUGACAGAGCCGAGUCUAGCAUGGACGAAGGAACCUCUGGCCCUCGCGACAUCGAUUUCAGCGACAAACAGUCCGUCCAUAGGCUGCCAGAAGGGACGGGCGCAUCCACCAAGUCUACCGGCACUUGGAUGUAAACGGGUCGGCUGUGCACGAUACAUUCUUUGAGAACCGCAUCGAUUUGCGAGGGCGCCGAGUGAAGAUUUCGCAGGUUGGCUUGUGCCACCGUGAUAUGUGCAUGCAUCUGCGCAAAGCGUCCAAAAUUGCCGUCAUUGAAGGUAUGGUGGACCGUCGCCCGAGAGUCCUGGGCGUCUCUGUCUGGCGUGCCGACGAUGUGGACCACCGGUGCGCGUUCACAAUAGGCACCCGCAAUCGCAUUGAUAGUUGAAAGCUCUCCGACCCCAAAUGUCGUUAUGAGCGCUCCGAUACCUUUGAUGCGCGCAUAGCCAUCGGCAGCAUAGCCGGCAUUCAAUUCGUUACAGUUGCCGACCCAAUGGAUUCCAGCUGGUUCGAUGUAAUCCAACAGCGUGAGAUUAUAGUCGCCCGGGACACCGUGAAUCGCACGAAUACCUAGCUGAUGGAGACGUGUGAACAAAUACUCUGCUAGCUUGACUGUGGUAGCCAUCACGUUGGUUUAAUUUUGCGAAUCCAGAAUCUUUCCACAGAGCAGAAGGAAAUUCUUCAAGACGCUACGGUUGAGGUCUCGGUCUUUAAGGACAUUUCAUUAAAAUCGCAAACCCCACGUCCCAGGGACCAAGGGGUUACUGGAGAAGUGAGUCGACAGAUCAAGCUGCACUCAACAUAUCGAUCGCGUCGACAGGGAAUUGAGGCAAGAGUCGCUGGUGGACCCUUUCGUAAUCUCCCAAUUUUAUCCCGAGUUGGUUUAGCUCUACGAGCCUUCGGUAAACUGCGGUUUGGCGUCAGAGGGUUAUCACUAAGAUGACAUGUCCCAGCCAAUCCCCCGGCGAUUGCUCUCUAUGCAAGAAGGAUCGUAUGACACUAGCGUGUCGAUGUCAAUGAAGUAAUCAACAAGAACCGAAUUCAGAAUCGGGUCUCACAGGAGUAGAGGCGAGCCUAAAAUCCCCUCCUCCGGUUGUCACGGAUAUACUACAUUCGGUCUCUUUCGAUAGGUCACUUACACCAGGCUCUCCUUUAGUCAGAGAGAUAGGCCUGAAAUUCCCCUGUUUGGUAGUAUACUGCUAAAAUUUGCCCCUUAAUUCGUUGGAACAGUUUGGUCACGUCCUUUCUAGUUCGAGCCGCUCGAAGUCUGCCAUAAUAAGGCCAUCACAGAUACCUCUACUUCAAAUUUAAGAAAUUUCCUACGGCAGACAAACUAGCAGAGUAUGUCGAGUUUAUCUGAAGUUUAUCC
Messenger RNA from Exophiala oligosperma, 4359 nucleotides. RefSeq lists its product as uncharacterized. Gene Ontology annotation, molecular function: DNA-binding transcription factor activity, RNA polymerase II-specific; zinc ion binding; transcription cis-regulatory region binding. Lineage: Eukaryota; Fungi; Ascomycota; Eurotiomycetes; Chaetothyriales; Herpotrichiellaceae. The record is from RefSeq and is a predicted model, not a curated record. Gene Ontology annotation, biological process: positive regulation of transcription by RNA polymerase II. The transcript is spliced from 2 exons. The coding region runs from base 245 to 1678 and encodes 477 amino acids. Gene Ontology annotation, cellular component: nucleus.